AUGGCUCUUUCGGAGCCGGAAGCUGACUACGACGGAGACCCGCUCUCCGCCAGAGACGCCCUUGCUACAGGCGACGGUUUCGUGGACUCUUUUUGCCCCGCGGCUCUGCUCAAAUGUGGUGCCGACGAUGGCGACGAAGCCAUCACCGUGCAGGCCUUGGUGGUGAGGGAACUCGAAGGAAAGUUGGUGCUGGCCGUUCCCGCCUCUGCCUGGCACAAGAAGGUCUCCAAGCGUACGCUCCCGAAGGGGUUUUUAACGAAGGUUGCAGCUGCCGAAGUCGCCGCCUGCUCCGCUGUAGACCGUGGCUCGGCCGUGGAAGCGUUCGCUUUGAGGGUUUGGUUCGGUUUGGUGGAGCCUGCAGCCGAAGGUGCCCUGGAAGUGUCGGAGGAGCCUGCCUCUGUCAGUUUUGGCAGCCUUCCCGGGGGCGAGCCCGCCUUCCCUUUCGUGCCGGCCCUGGUCGCUGCUGUGAGCGACAACUACACUUUCGCCUCUGCAGAGUCCGCGGGCCCUUCUGCAACGGAGCCCCUUGCUGCUCGCCUCGAAAGGCUCGAGCGUCUCAUAGCUGCCCUGCCAGGUGCUCAGGUUCCCGAGGUCAAAGGUGGCAGCCGUCCCAAGGUCAAGCCUGCCCCGAAGACUGUGCCGAAGGCCGCCUCCGCUCGAGGUUCUCUGGACCCGUCUGUUGCAUCGGCCGCCCGGGCUGCCGGGAUCCCGCCCGCCACCUUGGCAGAGUUCGAAAGACUGGUCAGCCAGCCCGCGGGGUCCCGCAUCAUCCCCGAGCCCUCUCUUGUGCAGGCGGCCGACCCUCUGGAGGAGUCCGACGGCGCUUAUUCACGCCUGCUGGAUUCCAGGUGGGCAGAGGUCUCCCUGACUCAUCUGAGGGAGCAGAUGGAUUUUACAGAGCGCCGGCAGAAACUUCAAAAGGGGCAGGUUUUCCGCCGCCCGUGUGGCCACGACAGCUGGAAACUCGUCCUGCUGAACCUUUGUGUUGCCGUGCUGUCAUGGUUGUACCUCGGCAAGCCGGCUAUGUGCCCUCGGGAGAUCAGGUUUUCUGCCGGGGACCUUGGCCGGCACGCUGCCAAGGUCGAAGGUCACUGUGAGGUCCUAGGUGCCCUUUCGCGAGCCGCUUCUUCUUUGGCCUCUGCCUACGGUGGGGCCGAGGAACGCCUGUUGCUGUACCGUGCCCUUGCUGACUCCGAGCGGCUCGUGGUCUCUUCUCAUCCUCCCGGGCGCGAGGAGUUUGGUGCUGGCUUGUUUUGUGUGCCGAAGUCGGCCGAGAAGGACAGGUUGAUACUCGAUGCUCGGCCGGCGAACUGCCUCGAGGAUGCCUGCUCAAAGUGGGCCAGAACUUUAGCUUCGGCCAGCGCGGUUACAUCGGUGAUUCUCGAGCCCGAGCAGGUCCUGCUGCUCGCAGGGGCGGACCUGAAAGAUUGUUUUUAUCAGUUCGUGGCGCCGCCCGGCCGAGUGAAACUAAACCUGCUUGCUGACUCCCUUAGCCACGAAGAAGCUGCUUUCGUGUUUCGGGUCCCGGCUGCCUCUUUCAGCUCUGGCCCGCCUCGCGUCCACGUUGCUUUUUCAAGCCUGGCCAUGGGUGACUCGUCGGCGUGCGAAUUCGCCCAAUGUGCUCACUUGGGCGUUUGCCUCCGCGGCCAAGCCCUUCACCCUGGAGAACUGUUGGUGCAUGCUGUGGCUCCCCCUCGAGGCCUCCUCAGCGUCGGCCUGGUCAUCGAUGAUUUGAUCUUUCUUGAAAAGGCCUUGGCAGCUGACCUGCCUUCGAUAAGGGACCGGCGGCUCACCUCCGUUGGGCGUGGGAGGCUUGAUGCAGCUCUUCGGGCCUACCGCGAGGCCCCGCUGACCGUGAGCGAGGAUAAGGUGUUUGCCGAUGCUACCAAGGGCUCGUUCUGGGGCAUCACCGUGCACGGUGAAAGUGGGUGGGUCAGGCCAAAUCCCGAGAGACUGUGGCCCCUCAUCCUGAUCACCAGCCGGGUCUUGCAGCUAGGGUCGUGUACGGCCCAGCUCCUCGAAAGCCUUGUUGGUUCCUGGCUGUCGGUGUUCUUGCUCCGAAGGCGGCUUCUUGCAAGCAUGGUGCACGUGUUUACCGCCGCCCGGGGCUUGGGGCCGAAUGACAUCAUCCGGCUGUCGCCUGAGCUGGCCGCCGAGCUCGCCUCUCUCAUGCUGCUCGGGCCGCUUUCCUGCGUGUGUCUGCGGGCCCCCGUGGACCCCACCGUCACUGCCACUGAUGCCUCGUCCACUUGGCAAGCUGCUGUUCGAGCCCCGUUGCCGGUUGAGGUUGCGACCGAAGGUGUCAGGCAAAGCAUCCAGAAGGGUGCCUGGACCAGGCUGCUGUGUGAGACUGCUGCUUGGCUGCGGGAGAAAGACCUCCUGGAGCCUGAGCUCGAGCUCCCCGAUGGGGCAUCGUUUUCGGCUCCGCCCUUGUACUUAGGCCUCGCCUCUUACCCUGCCUACUCUGAGCUUUGGAGGUCGCCCUUGGAGCCGCUGUCAAGGGAAGGUGGUGGUCCGAGCUUUGUUCAGGCCGCACUGCCGCUCUCGACAAGCUCACUCGCCUCCGGGCCCCCUGCCUUGAGCACUGCCGUUCGCGAGCUCCUCGGUGUCUUUCCUCAGCGGCAGUUUGUCUUCAGGGGUUGUCUUCCCGACCUCUCGAAGCCCGGUGCCCUGGAUUUGUUCUCCGGUGGUGGCGGCGUCGCACGUUCACUCGUCAGGACCUCUCCGAUUCAGGUCUCCGCGAACGGCUUUUUGGCCUUGCUGCGUCAGGGUGCCUUCCUCGCUGUGGGGGGGCUCGAGCACCUCAGCCCCGCCCAGUUCGAAAAGGUCUGCCGCGACAACCGCCUGUGCACCUGGCUGGCUCACCUGAGGCUGGCUCCCCCCGCUGCUUUCGGAUCGACCUCUGCAGGUGCGGCUGCGUGUGGCGAAAACGCACUAGGUUACUCCAAGACCCACCGUAAGCCUUGGACUUUGGUGGCUCAGCCUUUUCCCCGUGGUCUUUGUGAGCUCCUCGCGCUUGCCCUGUGCGCCGGUACCGGUUGGACUCAGGACCGCGCGCUCGACCCAGCUGCCUGCGCCAAGCUUCCCCCUUGCUGCUGCAUCGGUGAGGCCGCUCACCCAGGUCCUAGGCCGCCCUCGCGGCGCCCCCCCGUGCCCGGUGGACUUGCCGGCGCUCCCUUGCACUCUGCCUCUUCCUCCCGGCUCGGGUUUCUUGCCUGGACCGCUUUCCUCAAGUGGGUGCACUCCUUCGUCGUGUCUUCUGACCCCGUUUCGUCGUUCGUAGCUUGCCCCUCGCUGCUCGCCGUGGCCCUCCGCGCUUACGGUGACCACUUGUACCAGACAGGAGGCUCGCUGCAGAACUUCAGGUAUACGGUGGUCGCGGCUCAGCGACUGACUUGGGGAAUGAAAGGCCAGCUGGGGCCUGCCUGGGAGAUGGUGUCGAGAUGGGAGAGGCUGCAGCCGGUAGUGCAUCGCACGCCGGUUCCCGAGAUCCUGGUUCGGGCUCUGGUUUCCCUGGCCUGGGCUAUGAAGCUUAGACGUUGGGCCACCGUGACGCUCAUCGCUUUCUACGGUCUCGCGCGGAUCGGCGGUGAUAAAGACGAGAAGGCGUUCACUUCUGCUUCCAGAGGCCCUCGGACGCAACAUCUGCGGGUCGACUUCUCUACUGCUGUGGAGCUGGUAUCCUCCGCUGUCGCUGCACUGGACUGGGAGGACCCAGUUUAUCCUUUUGGCCCCUCAGCGUAUAGACGCUGUUGGGAUAUGCUUUUGGGCUUGCUGGGGCUGGACCGCUGCGAGCUCACGCCUGGCGGUCUACGCGGCGGCGGGGCCGUUUGGGCAUACCACCACGGGACGCCUAUUGCUGACAUACAAUGGCGUAUGCGCUUAAAGCACCAGCACACGCUGGUGCACUACCUUCAGGAAGUGGCUGCGCUGAACGCGCUGCUGGACGCUGGUGCAGAUUCGAUGCGUGAGCUAUUCGCCAGCUUUGGAGCCCCUGAGCUUGACCAACUGGUUGAUGGCAUGGAUACAAACAAAGAUGGCAAGAUCUCCUAUGAAGAGUUUGUUUCGUGGGUGUUCAAUAAAGAGAAAGGCGCCGACAGCUUGGUGCGAGUCAACAUGAGCCAGCUGAUGGAGACGUCGGCGUCGGCGUGCUUGGUCAAGCCUAAGUUCGUCACUCCGGAUGUUCCGCAAUACGACCAACGUUGUUUUCCAGACGAUGAUAGCUGGCUCAAGCUGCGCCAGAAGCUCCGGGAUGGCAAGGAAGUGUUUCAAGACAAAAGCUUCGACGCUGUGGAUGACUCCCUGUUUGGGGGCAGCGCCGUGGAGUUGGGUGACAAAGCUGCUGGCAAGAAGCCGCCCUUCAAGGUGGACCAUUGGGCUCGCAUCUGGGACAUGGGCGAAGCAAGUCGCAAUGGGCCGCUGGCAAAGGAUGGAGCUUCGGCAUGUGACAUAGAGCAGGGGCAGCUUGGAGACUGCUACUUCCUGAGUGCGGUUGCAGCAGUUUCGCAGUCCGACGUACUCAUGGCCAGGCUUCUUCCAGGUUCGCAGACCGUGAACGAGGAAGGGCUCUAUGCCGUGCGCUUUUGGCAAGAUGGGGCCUGGCGGAUCGUUGUAAUCGAUGACCGGCUGCCCUGCCGUGGCCGCAACAAGCUCAUCUUCGCAGGCGCUCCGCACGACAGCUUCUGGGUGGCCAUCGUGGAGAAGGCAUUUGCCAAGCUCAACGGGAGUUAUCGUGCCAUUUCCAGUGGCAGUCAGCCCGAUGCCCUUUACGCUCUGACGGGCGUCCUGAUGCCCCGGACUGUGAAGCUGCGGCCCUACCGGCAGGAUCCUGCCGACAAGGAGGAGCUGUUCAACACGAUGUGCGAGUGUGCCAGCACUGGCGGCGUGCUGGGCUGUGGAAGCAAAGGCAAGUGGGAGCAUGGCAUCGCCCCUCUGCAUGCCUACACCGUCUUGGGUCUUUGCCAAAUCCGUGCAGCUGGAGCAGUUGAGAAGCUGGUACAUAUUCGCAACCCCUGGGGCCGUGGCCGGGAGUGGAAGGGCAGAUUUUCUGACGGAGAUGCGGCAUGGAAGGAGGUCGCCGUUGAAGAGAAGGAGCGUCUGGGCGUCAGGAGCGGGAAGGACGGAACUUGGUAUAUGAGCUUUGACGAUUUCUGUCAGCACUUCUUUUGUGCCUACUUCGGCAUGCUCUUUCCUCCAAAGACGCACAGUCUGUACCAUGUGGCAACAGAAUACGAGCCUGGUAAGACGCCGCCGAAAAUUGUUGUCAAGGCUUUAUCUCCUGGAUCGGUUCGCGUGCUUUUUGGCGGACCGACUUCGCGUGCAUUGCCGGACUCCGCCGCAAGGGCAGUGAUCAAACUAUCCUGUCUAAAGACUCGACAUGAUCAAUCACGAGAGCGGACUCGGGCUUCAGGGAGGGGCUCGUCUACGGAGGCCACCUUCACAGCACGCAAGGGAGACACGCUGCUCAUUGAAUUCAAGUCGAGUCUCAGCAGCCGAAUCUACCUCACCGUUGUCUGCCCGCAGGAUUCAGAGGUCAUAGCAGACCAUGGUGAUGGCGAGGUCGAGCUUUCUGCCCCUCCAGAAAUGGAGAAGGAGGAGAAGGAAGAUGACCCGGAUGAGCAAGCAAUGCUGCAAGUCGUGCGCAAAGCCGCCGAGUUGACGGGCUGGAGCGAGGAGGAUCAGCAGGCUGUGGCGCAGAAGCUCCAGUCUGCAGAGAUCUCUUCCCCGCACGUCUUCCUGACACUGCUCCUCUCAGGCGACAUCAACUCCAAGCUGCCGAAGGGCAAGGGUUUCGGCAAGCGGAGCUUGCGGCACCUGCAGCACGUGGCCGAGGAGCUCGCCGAGCUAGAAGAUGUGGUGAAAGACGUGGCAAAGCACACGGGCUGGGAGGAGGAGGAUCAGAGCAAGGUGGUGCGGAAGUUCGUUAUCGCAGGACUCUGCUCCUGCGAAGAGCUUGCAGAUGCCUUGCUUCACUCGAGUGUGAACCGUUGCCUGGUCGAUGUCGGUCAGCAGCCUUUUGGAAAGAAGUCCAGCGGUGCCUUGAAAGCUUGGGCAAAGAGGUGGAGUGCGAUGAGCUCGGACGACAUCCCGGCUGAUGCCCUCCAUCAGGGCAUUCUGCUAGCCGAGGACGACUGA
Symbiodinium necroappetens is the source of this 6135-nucleotide messenger RNA. The record is from the annotation of a GenBank genome assembly. Lineage: Eukaryota; Dinophyceae; Suessiales; Symbiodiniaceae.